Molecule: messenger RNA, 3722 nt
Organism: Scophthalmus maximus (turbot)
Lineage: Eukaryota; Metazoa; Chordata; Actinopteri; Pleuronectiformes; Scophthalmidae
Product: Glyco_hydro_56 domain-containing protein
Exons: 7
Coding region: 778-2526 (582 amino acids)
Biological process (GO): carbohydrate metabolic process; hyaluronan catabolic process
Molecular function (GO): hyalurononglucosaminidase activity
Source: RefSeq, a predicted model, not a curated record
GCGAGGGAGGUGACUGAGCGGCAGAGGAGGAUGAGAAGAGACCAAAGAUGAAGAGGCGGAGGAGGAGGAGGAGGAAGAUGAGGACAGGUGUGAUCCUCCACAGCUCGGGUGUCUGUUUAGCCAAGAGCGGCAGCAGCAGAGCAGAGGAUUAUGGGAUUAUGGUCAGUGUCGAUGGUCAUGUGAGCCGGCAGUGUCGACGCUGACCCUGCUUACCUUCUCUCAGUAAGGAAGCUUAACCUGGCUGUGAAGGUGAGGUCACACACACACACACAUGCCCACACACACCUGCCCGCCCAUCUUUCUUUCCCCUAGACAAUUUCCCAACAACUCCUCUGCCUCUCUUUGGUUUUCUUUUUCUUUCUCUUUCCACAUUUUUUGGUGUAUUUUCCUUCUCAUUUCUCCUCCCUCUCUUUUUCCCCGUUGACACAUUUUACAUCUCUUUUUAAUUCUCUCCGUCUAUUCCUGUCUCUUCCUCUCCCUCCCUCCCUCCUCCCUCCCUCUCUCGAGCUCUCUCUUCCGGCUGUCAGGCUCCUCUUCGCUGCAUGUUACACAUGCAAAGCUUAUCCAUGCCCUCGCAAAGCCAACAGGGUUCCUUGAUUUUCCUACAUGGACGAGUGAAGAAUAAAAAAGACAGAGGGAUAAAACACCUUAAUGUCAAGAGCAGAAAGUCAGACGAUGUCCAGACUGUGAGGAGUAAAUACAAGAAUAACUCCGGCCUCGGAACAUGAUCGGCUGUGAGGGCCUGCAGGGGUGAGAGCCUGAGAGGUGGCCGCUCCAAUGGCGUGGACCGAGCCACGGUCGCGUCCAGACCGAGAGCCAGAACUAGAACCACAACUGACACCUCAUCGCAGGACUCAAAUAUCAGCCACAACCUUUUCAACAACCAUUCCUCAAGUCCAGCCUUCGAUUUUUGUGACCGUCAUCAUCCUCCUGCUUACUGCCUUUGCUGACCUCUGUGCAGCUGGUCCAGCUCGCCCCCCUCUCCUGUCUGGACAGCCUUUCAUCAUCUUCUGGGGCAUCCCCGACUCGUCUUGCUCCGGUCGGAUAGAUCCCAGAUCUUUUGGGAUGGAGCGGGAGGGCCGCGUGGCUGUCUUUUAUGAGGACACGCUGGGGAACUACCCAUAUUUUGUAGACAAAGACACUCCGGUCAAUGGGGGGCUGCCGCAACACACGCGACUCAACAACCACCUCCAGAAGACACAGCAGGACUUGGAGGUAGCUUUACCUGCGCCAAGGUAUCUCGGGUUGGGGGUGCUGCGGUGGGCAGAGUGGUCCCCCCAGUGGUUGAGGAAUCGAGAGAAGCAGGUUAUGUAUCUGGAAGCAUCGAGGAACCUGAUGAAGGCCUUUUUUCCUACCUGGACCCCGGAGGAGGUGGAGAAGUGGUCGCAGGUGGACUUCGAGGCAGCAGCCCAGUCAGUAAUGAUGGAGACUCUACGGGAGGCGAAGAAACUACGGCCCAAAGCAUUAUGGGGCGUCUCCCCUUACCCCAGCUGCUACAACGGCGACCCCGCUCAAACCCUGUUGGCCAAUUACAGCGGCCAGUGCCCGGCUGCAGAGAUGGCACUUAACGACGAGCUGCUGUGGCUGUGGAAGCGAUGCUCCGCCCUCUACCCGCUCCUCACUCUGGAGAAGCUGCAGGGCGGGACCUCCGGGGCCAGGCUCUAUUCAUCCAGUCAAAUACGAGAAGCACUACGAGUAUCCUCUCUGACCGGGAUGACGUUUGAUCUUCCCGUAAUCCCACUGGUCAAGAGCGUCUACACCUCAACUAACACUUUCCUAUCGCAGACGGACCUGGUCAACACUAUAGGAGAAAGUGCUGCAUUGGGAACAGCUGGAGUUGUCAUCUGGCAGAGAAGUGAGACUAAAACAGAGAGGGAGUGCCAGGACCUGGGAGAGUUCGUCCGCCAGGUCCUGGGACCCUACUCCGUCAACGUGACCACGGCAACGCGACUCUGCUCGGCCUCCCUCUGCCAGGGAAAGGGCCGGUGCGUCCGUCAGACGCCAGAGAGCUCGGCCUAUCUCCACCUCCCGCCGCCGCCCGACGUGGUGGAGAAGGUGACGGAGAAGCCAGAGGCAGCAAAAGCCACAGAUCAGCCAGAGACAGACACCAAACCGGCUGAACCAGAACCAGAACCAGAACCAGACCCAGACCCAGACCCAGACCCAGCGGAGAUAUGGAAGAAGGACUUCCAGUGCCAGUGGUACAAGACGGCAGACGGCGACGUCUCAGACCAACAGUCGCCCAAAGACGGCGCGUCUCUUGGGGGGAAAGCAGAAGAACCCGCUGGGGGAGUCGUGAGACCCACUUCUGCUUCUACGACAGCGUCGACGACAAAAGGUGCCUCCGUGACGGAGGUAAGAGGAAGCGGUUCACCAGGUACUGCGAGUCCGGCGCCUUCGCUGGGGGCAUCUAGUCCGGCGCCUUCGCUGGAGGCAUCUACAGACGGUGGUACAAGUCCACCGAGUGCCCCACGCCUGACUCUCCUGCUGCUGCUGGUGAUCGGACGUCUAUGCCUCGAACCUUAAAUUGUGAAAUAAACCUACCUUCACCUGGAAGGUCAGGGCUGUAACGGCCCUUCAUAAGUGCCCUUGAGCAAGACACUGAAUCUCUGCCGGCCGCGGGAGUGCUGCUCUGUAGCUGAACGUGACCUGAAUGAAGCAUCACAACAAAUAAAGAAAAAACUAUAUCAGGAGCUGGAUGUCCGAAGCUAUCACUGGAUGUGCCAAGAGACGGGGUUACAAACAAUUUUCAGUUUCUACUGGCUGUGUUUUAAACCUUUUUCCGGAAAAAAGGGAGAAAUGAUAUGGUAGAUAAAGACUAAUUAAUCAGUGUGCUGCUUUGACUAGUUCCACAGUCUUCCAACCACAAAAAAGCAAUCUGUAAAACCUGCAAUCAUCAUUUUUGAAAAUGUAUUCUUUCCUUCCGGUCACUGAUGUUAUGUGGAAAUGGUUUCCUAAUUUCAAGGCCUCAUUUACCAAACCAGAUUUCACUUCAGUAGAAAAGCUUCUACAAAUUAAAACUACUGACAGUGAGGUGUGUUAUUUAUCCAAAGUGACUGGGACGGUACUUUGGAUUUCAUUUUCCCAAUUUUGUUUGCACCACAAAUAAAAUUACAUUCACUUUCAUUUUAUUGAAGUGUCAGUAGAAAUCUCAAAAACAGCACAUGGACAAAUAAAACCAAAACUGGAAUGGCAGUGAUUAAAGCUCACACAUCCACCAAGGUCAAACGAUCCUACAGGAUCCUCACAUAAUUAUAGCAGAAAUAUAAAUGGAAAAAAUAUGGUCUGAUAACUGCAAUGCACAGAUGUAAACGAUAAAAUGAAUGAUGGCUGAAUUCUAUUUCGCUGUUUCGGUCUCAGGGUGCUGGUAUUGUCCAUGCUGGCUCGCUCUAAUGGCUUACUGGGACACUUGAACAGAAAAGACUCAAUCGAUCAAAAUUGUUGUCAGUGACAACAGUACUUCUCCUCCAAUGGCAAGUCAAAAUGUCAGAGCAACUCCAGCAUGUAAUUGAAAUAUAAUGUUGGCUAUAAAUGCAGUAUAUAUGUUUUUUCAUACCUCUGAAGAAAUUGGGGGGGGGGGGGGAGGGUCACAGUAGGUAACCGGUAUUUAUGUAUAUAUUAUUUUUAUAAGUCAGUGUUGUUUAUAUCUGUUUCUUCCACAUCCAAAUUCCCCAGUGCUCCCUGAGACAGUUUGUUGAACAAAAGACUCAAACGGUUGUUUU